Poecilia reticulata (guppy) is the source of this 3452-nucleotide messenger RNA. The record is from RefSeq and is a predicted model, not a curated record. NCBI's taxonomy places the organism in Eukaryota, Metazoa, Chordata, Actinopteri, Cyprinodontiformes, Poeciliidae.
UUUUCUUGAUAAGAGAAGAGUUCAAAGUUAAAAGAUGUUCGGCGGGGAAGAUGAAGACGGAGAUUUUCUGUCCCCCACAGGAGGAGCCAAGCUGGCUUCCCUUUUUGGACUAGACCAGAAAUCCAGUCAAGGAAAUGAGUCCUUCCAGUACACAGCCCCCAAACAGCCCAGGAAGACCACCGCUCAGGCAGCAGAGAGCCAGAAGCAGCCUGCAGGACCUGCAGUCCUACUGGCCUCAGCAGUUCAGGCAUUUAAAUAUAUUAAUGGACAAUACAUGAAGCAGGGCAAGCUGGGGGCAGCYGUGCUGGGCAACCACGCUACUAAAGAGUACAAGCUUCUGCUGUAUUUGAGCCAACAGAAACAAGUGACUGCUGCCAGGAUUCACGUGGGCUUUAUUUUUACGGUACAGCUAAACAACUACUGCACUUUUUAUGAUGACCAGAGGCAGAACUGGGURUGUCUGGCCAAAGCAAACAGUUCAUCCUCUCUGGAGUCUGUGGUGACUCAGGAUGUGAUUCUUGGUGAGGGUCAAGAUGUGGAGACUGGAGACUCCAUGGAGGUGGUGUACACGGGCUGGCUGCUGCAGAACCACGCCAUCGGACAGAUGUUUGAUUCCAACCAGAACAAAGACAAGCUGCUGCGACUAAAACUUGGAGCUGGGAAAGUAAUCAAGGGAUGGGAGGAAGGAAUGCUGGGGAUGAAGAAAGCCAGCCGUCGUCUCAUCAUCAUCCCACCCAGCCUGGCKUAUGGAGCCAAGGGCGUUCCCAACCGAGUUCCAGCUAACAGCACGCUAAUCUUUGAAGUGGAGCUGCGGCGGGUGAAGUUUUCCAAAGAUGGUGGUUCUGACCUGGCCAGCGCCAGCUCCAGAGAAUCUGCUGCUCCGUCUCCAGCCCCCAGUGUAGAAAGUCUGACCUCAGAACCUUCAUCAGCUUCGGGGAAACCAGGAGAGCCGCCACUGAGAGCCAAGUCCAACUCUCUGACCGAGCAGCUGGGGCAGAACYCAGACGCCACUAAAGCCAAGCUGAUUUCCCGCAUGGCAAAGAUGGGGCAGCCCAUGCUGCCCUUUCUGACCGGAGCUGCAGGCCAGCCUGAAUCUAGUGACUCUGAGCUGGAGGAUACCAGCAUCAGCAGAGUGAAGGAUGGUCCUGCAGCUCCGCCUGCGGGGCCCAUCAUGGCUGCCGCUCCAGUUCCUGCCCACGCCCAUCCUCUUCCUCACACAGCUCCGUCAUCUGCCUUGCUUCCCGUCAUUCCUUCAGUCAACCUGUAUCCUGGGCUGCCAGCUAGCAGCCAUGCUUUCCAGACGUCUGCAGCUCCGACUCAGAUGCAGGCCGUUGGCCAGGUCUACGCGCCUCAAACUGUCCCAUACAUGGGUUCUGGGGAGUUGAAUAACUUCCUGAUGACGGAGGCUCGGCAGCACAACACGGAGAUCAGGUUAUCCAUAGGAAAAGUAGCAGAUAAGGUGGAUCAACUAGCCUCCAAGAUUAGUGAUCUUGAAAAGCAGGGAACUCAGACUGUUGGUGUUUCUGGUAUGACGAUGGAAACCUCAAUGAUUGUGCACAAUAUCAGCCGGAUUGUUCAGGAAAAUGAAUCUUUGAAAAAGGAAAUGUUUGAGAAGAGCUCUCGUAUUGAGGAGCAGAACCGUAAGAUUGGGGAUCUCAUCAACCAGAACCAGAAAUACAUGGAGCAGAGCCACCAGCUGCUGGAGCAGAGGAACGACUCCCUCAAGUCCUCCAGUGAACAUAACCAGGCCCGGCUGCUGCAGGCCGAGCAGGACAAGCAGCGUGCUCGGCCACUGGACCGUGGCUCCGGCCAGGUCCGUCUGACAGAGGAGCUGGCUUCCUCCACAGCUCGGGUCUCCCAGCUGCAGCUGGAAGCUUCGGCUCACCAGGGGAAAGCUUCAAAGCUGCAGGGUGAACUCAGCUCAGCGCUGGAGGACAGAGAGAGCCGCUGCCAGCGCAUCGCUGCCCUGGAAGCCCAGCUGGAAGAACUGAAGGACRCGUCAGAGCGGGUUCAGAACCAGUACCGCUUAGAGAAGCAACAACGCAAAGAGAUGGAGCUGAGAGUCGGCGCUGUGGAAGAGGAAUUACAGGACCUGAAGUCUGAUAAAGAGAACCUAGGAAGAGCUCUAGCUGAGAGGAAGAAGAAGUGGCAGAACGUAACGCUGCAGCUGCUCAGUGGCGCGGAUCGCUCCUCUCUGAAACUGGAUAACAAGGAAGAGGACGAUAAAGGCGGUGAAGGGGAGGAUGGGAAGCAACUGGAGCACAGCUCUCAUGUCCAUGUGAACGGGGAACAGGAAGUGAAAGAGGAAGAGACUGUAGAGGAGGAACAUGUGGUCAAUGCAGAUCAUCACCAAGACAACGAGGCSCAGAUGGUUCAMAAGGUGAAACCRGAGCCGGUAUCUACAUCUGAGAUGUCCAGCCAGGUGGMGGACUCRGAGACUCCGGACACUCUGGACCUCCAUCUAGCUUCCGGUGCUGAGCCUGCAUCCCAGCAUCAAGAACCAGAACCUGCAGUCCAGCAGCACCAGGAGCAGCUGGCUGCCUCUGAGUCAUGUACUAAAGAAUCAGAGGUGAACCAGUGUGUGGGUGCUGAUACUAGACCUGGUGAGAGCCCUCUACCUGAGGAAGAGGAGGAGGCUGCAAGGAGCAGUGAGGUGGAAGACGAAGAUCMGGUCAGAGAAACACCUGCUGCUCCUCCGAAAGCAUUUGGACCCCCAACUAACCCACCUCCACCUCCAACUGUUGAACAGAACAGCUCUGCAGACGACAGAAGUCUGACUGCAGGAUCAGGACAAGAAAAUGGAGAGGAAUCCUUUUUCCAGACCACGCCUCCUGCCAAACCCCCUGCUUCUGCAAACGAAGAGGAAGAGGAGGAUGACAUGAGCUUAAAGGGCUGUCCGCCGCCGGCGCCUCUGUUCGGUGAGGAUGAUGAAGAUGAUGAUCUGGACUGGUUGAGCUGACUUCACAGUCCUGUCCUCGUUCCCAAAGCCAGAAUCAGCCGUGAUUGUAGAUGUGAUGAGACRCUGUACCAAUGGACUGAGCGUCUCCGUGGUUCAGCUGCUGCCUCAGAAGMMCUGGUUCUGGUCCACAAAACACUUCAGAAAACAAUCAGAUCCCUUUAUUUAAUUCUUACAGAAAUUGUUGUGUAUCUUCUUUUUUUACAUAGCACUGAGMRRAUCGGAAUAGUUUUUUAAUCAGCAUCAAUGACCUUCCCAGGGUUUUAAACAACGGUGACAAUACAGUUUUUAAGAACAGAACUUUUACAGUUUUACUAACAGCGGUUUCACGUCAGAAAUAUUCGCCCCGACCUUGGAUUGUUUUUGAAUGUUAAWCUUUUCCUUGUGACCUUUUUCAUAAUGGAGACUUCAGGAAUUUAACUACUGGAUGUCACCCUUCUGAUUGUUUGGUAAGCCCGUCUUUCCAAAAUGUCAUUAAAUGAUUCCUACAAUACAA